ACAACGUCGCGUCGUUAUACUUAGAGCGCACCUCCAUCUCAAGAACAGGCGUCUUUAUCAAGAUCCUCGCCAAAGGUACAAGGCGAGAAGCAAUUAGCUGGCAAAAGGCGCGGCGUGCGGCCAGGUCAACAGAGCAUGCCAGCGAUCACGUCAUUCUCAUUCCUGUCGUAUCUCUUCAUCUCCACUCCUUUCUCCAUCAUCUCUCUGUCUUCGUCAGCUACUCCAUCAUGUAUUCUUUUCUCCCAGCCCAUCGUCUCGAGGGCCAGGCCCGAAUUUCCAAGCAUUUGCCAAGCAGCGUUUAGCCUGGACCGACCAUCGGACUCGCGCUAUCCUAGCGCUUCUUCUCCAGCAUGGACUGGCUACGCGCUUCCGAUCCGACGUAGUGCGCUUUACCAUUUCAUCGGCAUUGCGCGCGGCAUAUGGCAUAUGGGGUUGCUUUGGCGAUGUUGGCUCCUGCCGCAUGAGCGUUAUUCGUGCGAGGUGUGGUUUGUUCACGCUUGCGAGUCGAGCAGACGCUGCGAAGUAGUGGGUACUUGCGCGUGCAUAUACUGAGGCUGACUGCCUCACAUCAUCAAAGUCUCGAUGUUGUUGUGCGAGACGGGAACUCUUUACUCCCUUACGAUGGAAAACUGCGCAGCUGACAAGACAAGCUUUAAUUACCAAAGCGCACGGCAGAGGACAGUGUGUAAGAUGACGACGUACAAUCUGCAUCGGUCUUCCCUGACAUGUUGAAAUGAACGCCAGGAAAGCGUUUGAGUCAAGACAUACAAGAGCUAGCAGGAGUAGACACCUGGU
Alternaria alternata is the source of this 795-nucleotide messenger RNA. RefSeq lists its product as hypothetical. The coding region runs from base 136 to 552 and encodes 138 amino acids. The record is from RefSeq and is a predicted model, not a curated record. NCBI's taxonomy places the organism in Eukaryota, Fungi, Ascomycota, Dothideomycetes, Pleosporales, Pleosporaceae. The transcript has 2 exons.